CAUUUAUGCCCUGAGAGAGUGUAUUCAUACAUCCAGUACAGCAGGUGGCGUUAUGUUCAGAAAGAAGCAAUCAAACGCGUCAUCGCGCACACAUGCGCGAAGGUUCACAUGGAGGAGUGCACGUAAAGCCUGCGUUAGAAAACAAAACCAGUCAACUGUGAACAUUUUCUUGAGACAUAGGGUUUGUUUGUUUGUUUUUCAUGAAAUAGGGAUAAUCUGAUGUUGCUGAAACCAUGGCAACUCCAGCUGUUCGGAUGUUUCGGAAGUUAGAGGGCCUGUUCUGUGUCUACAAACCCUCCGGUGUUCACUGGAAGCUCGUACGGGACAGCAUCGAGACGAAUCUUCUUAAAGGUUUGGAUGCUACACCUUCCCAGCCACUUUCCCACGAGGUCCGGUUCUUGGCACACCCAAGCCCUGAGACUGGAGCGUCCAAAAGACUCACAGUGUCUGCUGCAUCAGUGCCUGUACUGUCCAAGCACCCUCUGGUGACUGGACCUGAAUUCCAGCAUAUCCGAGUUGGAGUCGGACAUCGCCUCGACGCUUUCUCCUCCGGCGUUCUAGUUCUUGCUAUUGGGAACGGAAACAAGGCCCUGAAUGAUUUCUACAGGACCAGAGUCUCAAGGGAUUAUACCUUGGAGGGUGAAUUUGGCACAGCCACAGAUAAUUUCGCUCACACAGGUCGCGUUGUGGAAAGAUCCACCUAUGAUCACAUCACACAGGAUAAACUGGAGAGAGUGCUGGCAAUGCUGGAGGGAGUCAACCAAAAAGCUUUGUUAAUGUAUUCCAACAUAGACAUGCGCUCACAGGAAGCCUAUCAGAUGGCUGUGGAAGGUUUGCUGGGUCCAGAGGGGAAAUCGGCGCCCAUUUUGACAGGCUUGCGUUGCAUUCGCUUCCAGCCCCCCAACUUCACUUUAGAGGUUCAGUGCCUAAAUGAGACCCAGAAGUACUUGCGGAAAGUUGUGCAUGAGAUAGGACUAGAACUGCGCAGCACAGCGGUGUGUAAGGGAGUACGCCGCACCAGAGAUGGACAUUUCACCCUGCAGGAUGCCCUGACCCAUCAUCACUGGACUGCUGGUGAUGUCAUGCAGGCCAUCCAGCUAUAUCACUCCACUAAGAAAAGUAAAAAACCUUCUAAGGUAGCAGUAAAGACACCAGCGUUACAAACAUCUGAAGAAAAUAUCGCAGACACUCAACAAAAUGAAAUUAAUGAAGGAGUGGCUAGGUAGGUAGAGUCACCUAUGACCCAAUCACAAAAAACUGUACAAUGCUGCAUCACUUCUCAUAGUUCGGCUCAGUCAGAAAAGGAGGUUUGCAGACCAGAAAAUGUUGGUCAACACAAAAGAUAUUAUUAUGUGUUGGUUUAAUACAUAAAUUUGUCUGCAGCUACAGAGACAAUUCUGUUUUGUAUUUGCAGUCAGGCCCAUAAUUUGUUGGACAAAGACACUUUUUUUCCUCUGUACACACCAAAGUGGUUUUUAAAUCAGUCAAUCCAGAUGUGAGUGAAGUGCAGACUUUCAGCUUUCAUUCAAGGGGUUUAACAGAAAAUUUUCAUUGACUGUUUAAGAAUUAUAGCCAUUUUUAUACUCAGCCCCCUUUUUUCAGAGGCUCAAAAGUAAUUGGACAAACCAACAUAAUUUUAAAUAUAAAGAUUGUUUUUAGUGCUUGGAUUCUUUGUGGUCAGUGACUGCCUGAAGUCGAGAACCCAUGGACAUAAAAAAAAUGCGGUUUCCUCCCUUGAGAUGCUCUGUUAGCACUUUACUGCCUGUUUGUGGGUCUUUCUGCAUUCAGUUUUGUUUAGUUUGACUGGAAUCGUGCUCUGUUGGGUUGAGGUCAGGUGACUGACUUGGCCAUUGAAGAACAUUCAGUUUUCUUUACAUUGGGUUGUUUUUACAGUGUGCAGUUGGGUCAUUACCUGUUUGCACUAUGAAAUGCUGCCUGAUCAGUUUUGCAGCGUUUGGCUGAAUCUGAGUAUAACCCCGUACACUUCAUAAUUCAUCCUGUGCUAUCAGCACCUAAACACUCAACAUCAUCAGUAAACACAAGUGACCUGGUUCCAUGCCAUAACAUUGCGUCCACCAUGUUUGACUGAUGUGGUACGCUUUGGAUCAUGAGCUUUUUCUCUCUGUCUUCAUACUUUUCUCUUCCCAUAAUUAUGGUACAAGUCAAUAUGGUGCUGCUACGAUGGCCAGUGCCUUCCACCUUUUUCAGAAUGAGCCAUAUUGUUGGUUUGGUCACUCUUUUUGCUCUCUGAUAGGGCUGUUUGGGGUUUUCAGCCUGAUAAUGGUCUCUCUCACUUGCACUGACAUCUUUGGGAUUCAUAUUUAAAACUAUAGUAAAAAGCUAUAAAAUAUAAAUUCAACACUUUGAAUGAACUUCAGAUAUCAUGUCUGCAUGAUUUGCCAUGAAAUAACAAGGGAACAGGGUUCAUCUGCCCGUAAAACUGCUCAUCAGUCAAUUGUCAAAUUACUUUUAAGACUCUGAAAACGGGGGGACUAUGUCUAGAAAUGGCUGUAAUUUGUAAACAGUUAAUGCAGUACUUUUAUAAAACCCCUUGAAAGUGAAAGUUUGCAUUUCAAUCACAUACUAAUUGAUUUAAAACCCAGUGUGGUACAGAAACGAUCACUGUCCAACAAAUUAUGGAAUUAACUGUAGUUUGCAGUGCUGCAGUGUUAUUCCCUAAAUGUUAAUAUUAUUUAUAUAGCGAAUUAAAUUAAAAUAAAAAAAUGGCCAAAAAGAAUGCGUUUGUUUGAUUGUGGUAGAACUGCUGUUUUUUGUUUUUGUUUGUUUUGUUUUAUUUUGUUUUUGUUUUUUUUUAAGGUCUGUAGGUGAGUUGAAGUGCAUUCUUUACUGGCACAAAUGCUCCCCCAAGUGGCAAAAGGUUAAAGUUAAAUUUGUUUCAGUGGCUCCAGACACUGAUUAAAUUAAUCAAUGUCUAAUUUAAACUAAUCCUUUCAUACUGUUAGUUUACUAGAGUAACUCCGGUCAUAUUCAGUUGUCAUCCCUGUGACAUUUGUGUGCCUCUGGAAAAAUGAAGAAACCAAAUAAAAGUGGCAGCCAGCUGUGAGAAAUGUGUGAUGCAGGAGAAAGACGGUAACUUAAAAUAAAACUUAAGUUUUGCCUCAA
This is a messenger RNA of Archocentrus centrarchus (flier cichlid), 3123 nucleotides long. RefSeq names its product TruB pseudouridine (psi) synthase family member 2 (gene trub2). Gene Ontology annotation, molecular function: pseudouridine synthase activity; RNA binding. NCBI's taxonomy places the organism in Eukaryota, Metazoa, Chordata, Actinopteri, Cichliformes, Cichlidae. The coding region runs from base 234 to 1226 and encodes 330 amino acids. The record is from RefSeq and is a predicted model, not a curated record. Gene Ontology annotation, biological process: RNA processing; pseudouridine synthesis. The transcript has 8 exons.